AUGAUCCGCCCCAGGUUAAGGAUAUCCUCUGCCGCGCGACCCCGGCUUGCCGUGCCUAUCCAGGCGGCCCGCCCAUCCUUCGCUCAGCAGAUUCGCUCGCGCCACACCCUGCAGCCGUUGCCCUACGAGGAGAAGUUCAACACCGCCGAGAAUGGCAUUCCCAACUUCUUGUCGGGCCCAGCCUUCAAUAUCGCCUGGACCCAAUACCAGACACAUCUGAUUGAGAAGUUGAACACCAUGAUUGCGGACACCGACUUCGAGGCCCGCCAAGUAAAGGACAUCCUUCUCAUGACGGCCCGCGAGCCGUCCCAAGCGCCGCUCUUCAACUACGCCAGCAUGAUCCACAACAAUGCCUUCUUCUUCAAGCACCUGUCCCCCGAGCCCGUCGCCAUGCCCGAGCACCUCAAGCUUCACCUAGAGCAGUCCUUCGGCUCGAUCGAGACCCUCCGCCGCGAGAUGGUGUACACCGCGGCGGCCAUGUUUGCUCCGGGCUUCGUUUGGCUGGUCAAGUCGCCGCAACUGGGCCUGCCCCACGCCUUCCGCAUCCUGACCACCUACGCGGCUGGCUCCCCCUACCCGGCCGCCCACUGGCGUCGCCAGCCGGUCGAUAUGAACACCGCGGCGGGGAUGAACGACGAGCAGGGGCUGGCGACGGCCCAGGGGUACAUUGAGAACGCUGCGUUCGGUGCCGGUAAAUCGAACCCGGCGGUGGCGAGCAAGCUCAAGUUUGCGCCGGGCGGCACGGACGUGCAGCCGGUGCUGUGCAUCAAUACGUGGGAGCAUGUGUGGCUGUGGGAUUACGGUUUCGGUGCGGGCGGCCAGGGCGGUAAGCUGGCUUAUGCGGAGGCCUGGUGGAACGCGAUUAACUGGGAGAUGGUGGCCAAUGAGGCGAAUAUUAAGAGGCACCAGAUGACUGGGACGUUGUAA
Messenger RNA from Thermochaetoides thermophila DSM 1495, 927 nucleotides. Its product is annotated as mitochondrial 37S ribosomal protein mS42. Gene Ontology annotation, molecular function: metal ion binding; superoxide dismutase activity. Bases 1 to 927 code for a protein of 308 amino acids. Gene Ontology annotation, biological process: superoxide metabolic process. The record is from RefSeq and is a predicted model, not a curated record. Lineage: Eukaryota; Fungi; Ascomycota; Sordariomycetes; Sordariales; Chaetomiaceae. The transcript has 2 exons.